AUUGGAAACCCGUGCCUGAAGAUGGUACAAGAAGCCACCCAAAGACAUGGCAAAGAUAUAUACAUCGUGGAUAUGUAUGUGGUUCCUACCUGGAAGUCCAAAACAGCUGACGCGUUGGCCAGUUUUCCAGCUGACCAAUUGGCCACCAAGGACAUGGUUUUCAUCCCUGCCUGGAGUCGGCAGCAAGGAAAGGCAGAUCACUAUUUGCUUUGCUGACCUAGCGCACCGCAUUGCUCCAGGUCAGUGGACAGUAAAGUUCGGCAGAGACGUCAAGGGUUUGCCUCACCAAACCACGGGCAAUGACUGUGGUGUCUUCAUACUGAUGUAUGCACUCAACUUCAGCACAGAUGCUCCACUUUGGUUUACCGAGCGGGACAUAGCACAGAUCCGGAAAUGGUGGUGCAUUAUGCUCAUGGAACGGUACCAGAUUGAAGGCCACGGACAGAGGUUUUCUUACUGGACCAAUGAGGCCGAAGAGCUGCUCAAAGGGGCACUGGAGCCAGUGUACAGGGUCUCAAAGAAGCAAAAGACAGAACAUGAGGUCCAGUUUCAAAAGUCCGACAUGUGCUUCAUAUUGGAGCUGCCAAACUGUCUUCUCUCGGACCUUCUGAUGGAAGUGGUUCUCCAGGAAGGUGACAAAGCGUACUCAUCACUCACUCUAGUGUGUACCACCUUCAGAGACACAAUGUCCACUGUGUCUUUCAGAAGAGGGGCCCACUUUCGCUGGCUUGAGAGUGUUGCUACAUGGAGUUUGUUCUCUGCUUCAUACAAGCAGGAUUUCAACGUCAUGUACACCAUUGACACCUGCCGUGGAUGCUUGGAGCCUUACAAAAACUGCAAACCAGGAUAUGUUGGGAAAGGUAAAAGAGGAGAAUUGCAGGGCAUCUACUCUGAUGACCAACAUCCAGGCUAUUGCAGUCCCUUCUGCAACCAGAUAUCAUAGGUAAAGAUUAACUCACACAAACAAAUGUCAGAAUAGACUAAAUUGUCACUGCAAUUAAUGAAGAUCAUCCUUUGAUAUCUUACCUUCAAGUUUGGUUUUCCCGGAC
Gymnodraco acuticeps is the source of this 1049-nucleotide messenger RNA. RefSeq lists its product as uncharacterized. Bases 47 to 943 code for a protein of 298 amino acids. The record is from RefSeq and is a predicted model, not a curated record. Gene Ontology annotation, molecular function: cysteine-type peptidase activity. Gene Ontology annotation, biological process: proteolysis. The transcript is spliced from 12 exons. Lineage: Eukaryota; Metazoa; Chordata; Actinopteri; Perciformes; Bathydraconidae.